This is a messenger RNA of Branchiostoma belcheri (Belcher's lancelet), 663 nucleotides long. RefSeq lists its product as uncharacterized. The annotation marks the transcript as partial. The record is from RefSeq and is a predicted model, not a curated record. Lineage: Eukaryota; Metazoa; Chordata; Leptocardii; Amphioxiformes; Branchiostomatidae. The transcript has 2 exons.
GUUCCCCUCACUAGACCGUGUACCCCUCACACUGCUGACCUGAUGGUGUGUUCAGGCCGUACCGGGGGGUUCAAGGGCCCGACCGGCGGGACUGUGUACGUCCGGCUCCUCACCGACCAUGCCGUCACCGGGUCCUUCACUCUACACUACUACCUCAUCAAGGACCCGGCAUCCAAGCACCAGUCAGAUGGAUCGUCACUCAUGAAAGACAAAAUCAUCGAGGCUGCGAUCGGCGUGGGCCUACUGGCUGGGUUUGUGGUUUGUUACCUGCUAGUCCGCUGGCAGCAUCGGAUGAUCAGGGAGGGUGUCAAUGACGUAGUGGAGUCUGCUUUCACGCCACCGGAACACGUGUACACGUCACCAGAACCUGUGCACGCGUCACUACAGUCAUCAAUGGGUCAAAAUGGAGAACUAGGAUCGGAGGAGGUUGGACCAUCAAACAGGACUGUAGGUUCUGAUGAGAACGAUUCAUCUGAUAUCAAUCGUUAUGACAACGUUACGUUGAGAGAAAUCCCUCCACCGCCAACAUACGAGGAGGUCAUGGGCUCGCCCCCCUCCCACUCCACCGAUGACUCCCCAGGACAUGCGUCAAACGCCGGGGAACUGGGUUCAUCAGGCUCAGGACAACAAAAUAUGGAUAAAGAACGCGUUACAUCGAAAUAA